AUGCGUACCCGCUCGCAGGCCGUGUCUCCUAGCGGAUUCGUCUCGCUUGAGGACGUGCCUCGUCGGCGGAAGACGCGCGCGCAAGCCUCGACGAGCCCCUCAAAAGAUGCGAAGUCGACGGUAAAGAAACCUGCCACCAAACCUGCACCUGCCAAGCGUGGUCGCAAGGCCGCCACGAAGAAGAAAGCAUCCACGAAAAAGGCGACGAAGACCCAGGACGAGUCAUCCGCCGCUGAAGACGCUGAAACUCAGGCCGAGUCUGGUCCUUCAACUGCUACCCCGGAGAAGCCUAAACAGGAUGAGACCACUAAGGGUGAGGUUCAACCCUCCCCCCAACCCAGCCCCAAGGAAACCCCUGAAAAGUCGGACAUGAAGACCCAGGAUGGCCCCAGCCUUGAUGUUCCUUCCCCAUCAGUUGUGAAUGCGGCAGCCAACCUCUACAAUGCUGCGGCAGACGCCAUCAAUUCUCCGUCUUCGGUCAUUCAGGAAGACGUGGAGAAGACUGUGCCCCCAGCAGCCCAGGCGUCGUCUGGGUCCCCUGGAACCCCGCCUGCCCAGCAUACAUCGAGCAUUCCCGAAUUACCCCAGCAUUACAUCCGCUGUCCAUGCUGCUCGGCCCCAUUGCAAUGCCCUAAUGGACAUCCCUACGGCUACUUUUUGGACCCAUUUCCAGCAAGUUUCUUGAGCAGGAGGCUGACCGAGCAUGUAGCGACCGGGUUUAAUGCAUUGAAGCGGUCGUUCGAUGAGAUUAGCGCCGACAAUGAGAACGGUGAGAAUGAUCACGACAAUGAAGUUGCUGCUACACCCUCUCAAAAGCGUCGCAUUACUGGACCACCCGGUAGCACGCCUUUCGCCCAUCGAACCACCCCCCGUCGAUACACCGCAAACAUGAAAUCCUAUUCCGAGCAGCGUCGCCGCCGGGAGCUGGAGGCUAAAGGGCAAAUUACAGCAACUCUGUUUCGUCUUCCUCAACUUGUCGCCCAGCAAGAAGCGAAAGCUGCCGCAGAGGAGUCUGAGAAUCCUGCUGUCGACGAGACCGACCCCUUUGUGGAGAAACCUAAUGCGGAGAAAUCUAACACGCUGAACGAUGAAGGAGAACCAGCAGCGUCGUCCGAACCUGCUGCAGAGCCACGAACUCCAGAGACCCCACGGAGUGCCUGGGUUACAACUGGGGAUGCCGUAGUUGCACCUGGUGAUGCUGACGUCUCGCCAACUCCAUCAGGCAAAAAGGCCCGUGGCCAGGUCGACGCCGAGAAGCAAAUUCAUCGUGACCUAUCAUACUCGCUCUUCCCAGCUGGUCUCGACAAGCGUUUAUACCUGGGAGACGCGCGAGAAACCCCAUCAAAGGCGGAGUCGCGUCCGGCCAUUGAAAAACCAGCGGAGAAGGACACUCUCACCCCACUGGCAGAGGUGGAGAAUGCCGCCAAGAAACGCAAGCGGGCUCCUCCCUCCCCCGAUGUGAUCCCAAAUCCAGUUGGAGUUAGCUAUGGGAUGGAUUUGGACUUCUUCACCUAUAGUAGUCCAGAGAGUGAAGAGUCUGACACCGCAGACACCCCCCAAAUUGCUUCCGCACUUCAAACUCCUGCUCCUACUACCGGGCGAUCGGAUCCGCGGCCGCGGAAGCGGGUUCGCUUCGACACCAGCCCUCAGGAUACGCCUUCAAAAAUCCGUGCCCGUGCAACUGAUCCAUAUGUCGGCCGCCAGUUUAUCGGACUAGAGGAUCCUUUUGUCCCUCGACCCGAGGGCCCGCCAUCGUUGGAACGCCCAACUGACGCGGCCGAGCCAGCAGAACAUACACCGCGUACGGCUGAGCCCGCGGCUGAGCCCAUGGCGGAGCCCUCCACACCUACUCCAUCUACGCCAGCUACGCCAUCUCUCCCACCAGCAUCUGCUUUUGAUAGUGAAGCAUUGGCCAAGGCGCGUUCUCAGGCCGAGAAGUACAAGCCGAAGACUCCCAGUGGUCUUCGUACUUCGAGCCGCUACUCAUCGAGCCCACUGCCUUCUCCCUCUGAACGGACACCCACUACCAAACCGACCCCUGUGAAACCAGCUACUACCGAACCAGCUGCUACCGAACCAACUACUACCGAACCGGCUACUACUGAAGCGACUCCAUCCAAACUGGCUACUCCUGCUCAGCCGGCUACUCCUCCUGAACCGGUUACUACUGAACCGGCUACUGCUAAACAAGUUACUCCCACUGAACCAACUACUUCGGCUAAGCCGGUUACCUCCUUUAAGCCCACAACUCCUGGUGAACCGAUAACCCUCUCGGCAGAAGAGCUGCACGAAUUGAAGGAGUUGUUUGGGGAGGACGACGAAUAUGCGCGGGAUGCCUAUGAACUGUACCGCAACUGUCCUACCGGAGAUCUUCGGAAACUGUCCUGGCCAGAGUCCGGACCUCAGGCUGAGACUUUGGGCGCUCCCCCAGAAGCAGUCAAGCUCGUGAAACAGAUGAUGACCCCGGAGGAGUUGGAUUUCGGUUAUGAAGCUUUCUGCGAGGGAUUUGAUGAAUUCAAGAAGUCAGUGGACCUGACCAAUGACUUGGAGUUCGAGUAA
Messenger RNA from Rasamsonia emersonii CBS 393.64, 2559 nucleotides. RefSeq lists its product as uncharacterized. Lineage: Eukaryota; Fungi; Ascomycota; Eurotiomycetes; Eurotiales; Trichocomaceae. Bases 1 to 2559 code for a protein of 852 amino acids. The record is from RefSeq and is a predicted model, not a curated record. The transcript is spliced from 2 exons.